This is a messenger RNA of Penicillium soppii, 1050 nucleotides long. RefSeq lists its product as uncharacterized. The transcript has a single exon. The record is from RefSeq and is a predicted model, not a curated record. Lineage: Eukaryota; Fungi; Ascomycota; Eurotiomycetes; Eurotiales; Aspergillaceae. The coding region runs from base 1 to 1050 and encodes 349 amino acids.
AUGCCUUUCUAUAACACUUACCCAGGCUUCCUCUAUCGCCAGUUCUUGGUCUGCCCUUCCAAAGCACCUUCCACUACGUCUCUCCAGGGCAAAGCCGGCAUCGUAACGGGCUCCAACACUGGGCUGGGCUAUCAAGCUUCCGCCCAGCUGCUUGGGCUCGGAUUGUCCCAUCUGAUCCUGGCCGUCCGCAGCAUCUCCAAAGGCGAAGCUGCCCGCAAAUCCCUUCUCGCCUCACUCCCAGCUUCGGCCAAAGUUCCAGUAGUCGAGGUUUGGGAGUUAGACCUAGGCAACUAUGCCAGUAUUACUGCAUUUGUGGAACGUCUCAAGAACUCCAGCAUUCAAGUCGAUUUUGCUCUUCUCAACGCCGGUGUCGCCAACUUCAACUUCACCAUCAAUCAGCCCACCUUCCACGAGUCAAGUAUCCAAAUCAAUUGGCUCAGCACCGCUCUCCUAACUCUUCUGUUGCUACCCGUGCUCGAUCAACAGGCCACCGGAAGCCUUAAUCUCCCUCGCCCGGUAAUUUCCAUCGUGGGCAGUGAGACAGCCGCCUGGGCCAAAUUCUCCGAGGCCCAGGUUUCUACCAAGGAAGGGACUCCACUCAUCAAGGUGUUAGAUGACAAGAGUCACUUUGAUAUGGGCGAUCGAUACUAUACAUCUAAGCUGCUUUACCAGUUGUUCUUCCUCGAGUUAUUCGGUCACCGAUCCAAUGCCAAGCGCUCCACAGGCGCCAUUCUCAACUUGGUCAACCCUGGUUUCUGCUAUGGCUCUGAGCUGCAUCGCACGGCCGAAGGAGCAUUUGGAAAGGUCCUUGGUGGUAUGAAGAGAGUCAUAGGUCGCUCUGUUUCUAUGGGCGCCCGUACUUUGGUUCAUUCGUCCGUGUUGGCUGGUGAGCCUUCCAAUGGCAAGUAUCUGAGUGACAACAGGCCGGCUUCUUUUGCUGGAUAUGGAGAUAGUGGCCCUGGUAGAGUCACACAGGUUCAGGUCUGGAAGGAGACAUUGUCUGAAUUGGGCUUGGUGGUGGACAUUGAUAAGCUGUUGGCGCAGAUUUGA